CCUCCACCUUUCGCAACAAGUCUGACAUUUCUACCUCCCUUGGUCGACCUCCAGUCUCCCCCCUCUUCUUAUCUCCCCUCUCCACCUCCAGCUCAGGAUCAACACCGCCAGAACUCGUCUCCGGAAGCAACGCAGCGGUCUAUACGGAGAACGCGCAGAGAUCGACAGAGCAACACGAAGGCGCGCGUAUCAAUCGAAUUGGAGCUCUGAACAUGCGGAGGUCGGACUGGGAGGACCGGUGCAGGCGGCACCCUGAGCACCGGCUGUCCAAGGGCGUGUGCCCGGGCUGCCUCCGCGACCGGCUAACCCACCUCUCCGCCAGCUCCUCCGCCACCACCACCAUGACGCGGGCCUCCAACGACUCCGCCAGCACCUCCUCGCCAUACUCCUUCACCGGCUCCCCUCCGCCCAACCACCACGCCGCCUCCCUCUCCGCCGACGUCAGCUCCGUCCACGUCGCCGGCGGAGGCUCCUCCUUCGUCAACGUCUCAGCCUUCUCGCAGCCGCUCAUGCCGACUUCAUCCAAGAAACCAGCAGGGAGGAAAGACGAGGCCGCGAGGGGGAAGGAGGGCGAGGCGAAGAAGAAAAAGAAGAGCAGCAGCAGCAAGAAGAAGAUCGGGAGGUUCCUGUCGAGGCUCGUCGGGUCGGAGAAGCGGCGGAGAACAGGGGACAGCGACGGCGGCGGCGAGCUCUUCCAUUCCAGCACCAUGAAGGAGAAAUCGUCGACCAAGUGGGUGUUCUUUUGAUCGUACACCACUGGCCGCGCCGGCAGACUACGGCCACCACCCAUGCAAACUAUGCUUGGGUUUCUCUCGGUUCUCGGGUAUCGGUCGAUUUUCUUUAGGUUUCUCUGUUUUGUACAAGUAUUCUUGUGCUUGAUUUGAUGUUUCCCCCCAAAGUUAUUUUGGGACCGUGUAUACGAGAUCAAGUAAUUGACCGACCAUACAUAAGAAGAAGCAUACUCCUGUAAUUUUUUUUGCAUUCCGUAGGACAAAGCGCAUGAUGUAAAUUAAGUUGUGCCUGUAUUGUAUUUAGCAUAGCUUAUACAAAAGCUUUUCCUGGAACUCAAGAAUUACACAAUAGCUCUGUUUAAUUAGGUCAGUGUGGGAAGGAUAUAUGAACUUUGGAUCAUGCAAAAUACUAAAGAAAAGAGAUGUUCAUACUC
Molecule: messenger RNA, 1165 nt
Organism: Lolium rigidum
Lineage: Eukaryota; Viridiplantae; Streptophyta; Magnoliopsida; Poales; Poaceae
Exons: 1
Coding region: 213-746 (177 amino acids)
Source: RefSeq, a predicted model, not a curated record